GGUCCAUUCCGAGUAGAACCCGGAAAACGGUCGAAGACAGCCCCCAACCGCGCUGCGUUUGACUCGACGGGAACCGCCUGAAAGUAAAAAGUGACAGUGUUCCAAGAUGAGCGUUGCCAGGACACUUGGCGCAGGGGACGACGCCAGUCGGGGUCCCACCUACACAGUGCCGUGUGAUGACUACGUUCACGUAGUGGAGUUUAGCCCCUUCACGUCAGGCACGCCCGCCUCACUGCUGGCCUACGGCUGCAACCAGUACGUGGUGGUGGGCACCUGCCUCUUCCAGGAGGAAAACAUGAACAUGGAGGGAGUCGAGUUCAAUGUCCUCCGUGUGUUCCAUCACGAUUCACGAGUAGACACGCUUUCCUGGAGCCCGGAGUCCCGCCUGGACAGGAUUCCCACAAUCAGAUUUUGCACGGCCGCCCCCGACAGAAAAAUCUGCCUGUUGACGUCGGACCUUCAGGAUCGACACGAGGUCAAGGUGAUGGAGGGCCACAGCAGCUACGUUAACCAUUUGGUGUUUGAGCCCACCGAAGGGAAACAAAUCGCUUCCGUCAGCGAUGACCACACUUGCAGGGUGUGGGACCUGGAUGGAAAUGAGAGCGCCAUUUUCAGACUCCGCUCUCCUGGUAUCAGUGUGUGCUGGCACCCGGAGGAAGUCUUCAAGCUGAUGGUGGCGGAGAAGAAAGGCACCAUCCGCUUCUACGACCUGGUGAGCCAGCAGGCCAUCUUGUCGCUGGAUUGUGGCCAAUCGCCACUCAGCGCCGCCGACUGGUGCCUGGCCAACACCAUCAAAGUGGGCGCGGUGGCGGGCAGCGACUGGCUCAUCUGGGACAUCACCCGUUCCAGCUACCCCCAGGAAAAAAGGCCGGCGCAUCGAGAUAAAGCCCAGCAAUUCAAGUGGUCUCGAGCCCAAGAGAACCUUUUCGCGACCACCGGAUGUCCCGGAAAGGUCAGCAGUCAGCUGCUGAUCCACCAUCUCGGCCACCCGCAGCCGGUGACAGUGGGUUCAGUGCCGGUAGGCUCGGGCCUCAGCUGGCACCGCACGCUCCCGCUCUGCGUGAUCGGCGGCGACCGAAAACUUUGCUUCUGGGUGACGGAGAUGUAGCGUGUAGCACGUGUUCUCGCCUGUGCUGCUGUUCUUGUGCACUUUUUUUUUUUCUGACUCUGGUGUCAGCCUCACCUCAUCUCUCUUUCCCGUGAGCACUGACGUGGCAACUUCUCCGCCAAGGCUCUUCACACAGCAGAAUUUCCUCACACUCCACACGAGUGAGAUUUUAUUGCCUAGGCACAUUGUGGUUUUCUCCCCCGAGGUGUGCAACCCGCUUAAAACUUCCUAUAUCUUCUGCAUUUUUUCCAUCCCCCAGUGUCAUAACUCAUGGCGAUAUACGGUUAGCUCUCGGCCAGUCAGGUGCUUGGCAGAGUAUCAUCCGGCUGAGGCGCGGUGUGGUUAUCCAGGCGCUUGCACAUAACUCAGCCUGCACCGUUUUGGCCCGCUAAGUUGUGCCAAAAGAGCCGCAGUUCAAAGGCAAGGCCCCUGUGCCAACACCAGGCCGCCUCGCCCUCCAUCCAUCCAUCUUGCCGAUUUCCCGGCAUUCCCCACCCCGUGACACAUCCUGAAACGGAGAAAUUUGCUGCAUAUUUGCAAGAUCUCCUCCACGCGCUGUUAAGCAUAGAACCACCGCAGAGAGGCUAAAUCAUCCAUUGCCUUGUGUUCAAUGCAGGGGAAGUGUGUUGUUUUACCUUGAUGCGGGGAAAAAAAAAAACCCUGGGCCUUUCGGUGAACUGAGUAAUCCACAGUGUGCCAGUGACAGAAACCUGGGAGAUCCGAAUUUGUCGUUUACCUUUCUUGCAACGGUGUUCGCUUCCAGUUCAGAGGAACUCUUCAGAUUUGAAAUAAGUGUUUCUGCAAUCAUAUUGAAA
Hippocampus comes (tiger tail seahorse) is the source of this 1923-nucleotide messenger RNA. RefSeq names its product nucleoporin 37 (gene nup37). Gene Ontology annotation, molecular function: protein binding. The record is from RefSeq and is a predicted model, not a curated record. Gene Ontology annotation, cellular component: nuclear pore outer ring. Bases 107 to 1108 code for a protein of 333 amino acids. The transcript is spliced from 11 exons. Lineage: Eukaryota; Metazoa; Chordata; Actinopteri; Syngnathiformes; Syngnathidae.